AUGUCGUUAUCAAGAGGACCGUCUCAACCUUCCAUACGAAGAUCGGGGUCAAGAGAGGAAGAAAAAGACAACGAAAAAGAAGCGCAAGAAGAGGAAGGGGUAGUGCCAGAGAAGCAGAAGACAGUUAUGGAAGAAGAGGAUUCGAGACAGCAGGAGCCCAUGGCAGGCACCAAAACUGAAGCUGAAGUUGAAACUGGAGUCGAAACAGGAGUUGAAACUGAAGCUAAAGCUGCACCAGCAACCCCUGUGGCAUCUUCCACACCGAUUAUAGAUCCAACAGAUGCAUUUGCAGAAUCUACUACAAACGAAGCUGAGCAGCAGGAGCACAUCAGUAGUAAAGAAAAUGCGAGUUUACAGUUGGCAGUCGCCUUGUUUCAAGACAAGUACGCCUUGGUGACACCUGCUGAAAUUACCCAAUUCUUGGCUGCCGGUGACGACGAUGCAAAACAAAUACGAACCUACUACAUGGACUUGUUCGAAUGGUCUCCAAAUUUGCUAACUUCAACAAGACAAUUGUGCGCAAAACUUUACAUGAAGGCCGAGUCGCAAGAAUUGGACCGGAUACUAUCCUCCUUCACCAAAUCUUACUUGAAGCAACACCCGCAAAACCCAUUUCAUACCAGAAACUUUGAACAGAUUUACAUCAUCAUUUAUUCGUUGAUUUUAUUAAACACUGCUUUGCAUAAUCUCGAGUUGACAAAGAAACUGAGGAUUAGUCAAAAUGAUUUCAUAAGAAACACACUAACCACUUUUAUCCUGCAAGAUAACUCGCUGAGUAAGCUAACCAUUAAGCAAAGAAACGAAAUUGAGCAGGAAUUAUCAUUAAUCUAUGAAGACCUACUCAGGGAAAGGUUAUAUCUCAAAGGAACAGAAGAAAAUAGGCAUGCCAAUUGUCAAGUUGAUGAAUCAGAGGAAACAGUUACACAUCUUUCAAACAACUCUAGUGAGCCAAAGGAAUUGGAGCUUUCAAGGCUGAGCACAAGCUCAUCCAUUUGGUCAUCUGAUAGCAAUUUAAUCAAAUCUUCAAUAGCGAAAAGAAACACCACCGCCACAUCUCAGGUUACUUAUUUAACAGCAUCUACACAACCCAUGCGCCCUCCACAAAGAGUUGGUAUGGCCAGGGCUUUAAUAGGCCAACAGCUACAACUACAGCAGCAACAACAUCAUCAUCAUCAACAGGAGAGCUCAAAAGUAUACAAUACCAGAUCUAACCGGCAUUCGCUUUCAUCUCAAAUUUCGACUCCAAGUUUACGCAACCGGUCCUCGUUGGACCAGUUGAAAUCGGUUGUCCAAAAAUCAUCACGAGCCUCCAUGAUAUCUCGUCGCACGUGUAAUGAAUUGGACGACACCAUCAGUGUUUUCUCCUUUGACACCGCCAAAUUUGAAGCUGGACUUGGAGCUGAAGACUCGCAAUGCCAGGAAAUGGAGGAUUUCAAUGUGGAAAACUAUCAAGAUGAAUAUGACUUGACGUUGGAGCUCAACGGCAGUCCGUAUUUAAAGGAAGGAUUGUUGAAACUAAGAGUAUUGAACGAAUCACAAGAAGAACAAGCAACAACAACAACAAUAACGACAUCUUCGACUGCAGCUGCAGCUGGACCUGGACAUGCGCUCACCACCAACAGUCGAUUCCGUUUGUUUUUUUCUUCCAGUAGGGGCCAACAAAAGGCUAGCGUCGGAGGUACAAGCAUCAACAUGUUGAACCAUAAAUUUGUUGAGCAUUUUGUGGUUGUAAGCAAAGGGGAAUUAUCGUUGUACUCGUUUGAUCCUAAAGUUAUCAAGAAACACAAGAAGGAACAUGACUAUCAAGGGGAUGUCGGAGACGGGAACUGGUUGAGAAACGCUGCCAACUUGGGUACCUAUAACUUAUGCUCGACGUUUGCCCAGCUCGACAAGUCCACCAAUGAUAAGGUGUAUUGGUCAUUGACUUUUCCUAAGAUUUCCAAAAAACAGCCCAAAAAAUUCAUAUUUGAAGCAGGGACAAAAGAGAUUGCCAUGGAAUUUGUCAAUACGUGCAACUUUUGGGCUUCCAAAAUCACGGCGAUCCCGGCAUCCGAAGAAAGUGUUUCUUCGCUCGAGUAUGGAUGGACCAAUUUGGACCAUCUCAUCAAGCACCGUGAAACAUUUAGGAAAUCUAAAAACAUUCACAAAUGGGAGCCGAUGGUCAAGGGUGUCUACUUGAGCAACUACGUGGCCAAGAAUGACGACACCCACCAUGGCAUGAUGAACCAGUUUGUCAAGACCUCGAACUACUACACCCAUUUGAAGAAAUUGUACAAUGAGUUUGUCAAACUUCGACAGAAAUUCCUUGACAAUUUGCCUCGUAAUUACUAUGGCGGAUCGAAUUAUAAUCGCGUCUUGGCCAAUUACGAUGCUAAAAUGGAAACCUACAAAUUCCAGCUUCAAGUUUACCGAGACUACAUCAUCAUCCUCGGAUUUGCCUUGCAAUUACGGUUUGACCUUCACGAGAUGAAAAAGAAGAAACAGUUUUUUGACCAAUCUUUGGAGGAUGAAAGUUUGCCCAAUACAAGCUUGGAGUCGGAGGAAGACGAUGAGUUGACUAGAAUGGUGAAAUUUGAGAUUCAAAAGUUGUUUUUCAAGAUGAAGGACAUUUCCAACGUUAUCCCCACUUAUGAAGCCUCGGAGUCGAUUAAAUGUUUGGCACAAUUGUCGCAUAGCGACCACCACAAAUUGGUCAAGUCGCCCAAAACGUUUACGCUUUCCAAUUUCAGAGACACGGAAUCGCCCAUAGCUCAGCUUCUUGCUACUCUGAACUCGAACCCGGGAAAUCCAACAGGAGCUGCGAUGAUGGAGUCGACCAUAGUCGAGGAGGACGAAUGUGGCAAUGAGGAUGAGAAUCCAAGACGCAACAAGGAAGAAGAAGGCAAGAAAUGUAAAAGUGAGGGACAAGUUGAUGAAGAAGAAAGAGGCAAAGUGGAAGAAAGACGGUCAGUUAGCCCCGGGGUGGCAAGUAUAACCAAGAAGCAUUCUUUGAAACCAGACUUGGCCGUGGACACCGUUGAUGAAGUCCGUGCGGUUAUUGUAUAG
Molecule: messenger RNA, 3045 nt
Organism: Lodderomyces beijingensis
Lineage: Eukaryota; Fungi; Ascomycota; Pichiomycetes; Serinales; Debaryomycetaceae
Source: the annotation of a GenBank genome assembly